AUCGGUCAUGUGACUUUUACGCAUCCGCAAUCAUGGCGGUGUCUUGAGCACUGGUAAUGUAUUGCAGAUAAGAAGUACAGCAAUGUUGUUUGUAAGUUGCUUCUGCUUGGUGUACUUCCAACUGUCGGCGUCCGUAUAUUGUGAAACCGAACAGUUUGGCUACUCGUCGGGCACAGGAUCGUCCGAUCAAGUAGGAAAAGAAAGUGGGACCUCGAGCUGUGGCUGUGAUGCGUUGAAAAGGGAUGUUGUUGCAAUUGACGGUGGUGAGGAACUGUCUCCACACAUUGAAGCUCCUGGAGAGAAAUAUUCAAAGGGAGCAAAUGAAGAUAGCGUUGAACAUUCUGGAGAAGAGGACAUUCGCAGCAAGUUGGUGUUGCUCAAGUCAUCUUGGUUCUUCAUGGGCACUGACAACCCAGGCAUUCCACCUGACGGCGAAGGACCUCAAAGGAAAGUGAAAGUGGAUUCCUUUUACGUCGAGGAGCAUGAGGUCACCAACCGACAGUUUCAACGUUUCGUCAACCAAACCCGCUAUGUCACAGAGGCUGAGCGUUUUGGAGAUUCUUUUGUCUUUGAAGAGAUGUUGACUGAAGAGGUGAAGAGCAAAAUAGACCAAGCUGUCGCUGCUGCCCCCUGGUGGUUGCCAGUGAAGGGGGCAGCCUGGAGACAUCCAGAGGGACCAGGAUCCACCAUCUCAGACAGGCUGGACCAUCCUGUCCUGCAUGUGUCCUGGAAUGAUGCCCAGGCCUACUGCAAGUGGGCCCAGAGGAGGCUGCCCACAGAGGCCGAGUGGGAAUAUGCCUGCAGGGGGGGACUGGAGGACAGACUCUAUCCGUGGGGCAACAAGCUGCUGCCUAAAGGACAGCACUAUGCCAACCUGUGGCAGGGUAACUUCCCCACUACGAACACCAGAGAAGAUGGCUACAUCGGCACCUCACCGGUGAUGUCAUUCCCAGCCAACAGCUUUGGCCUGUAUGACAUGGUGGGAAAUGCCUGGGAAUGGACAGCAGAUUGGUGGAAUGUUCACCACACAGCAGAGGACAAACAAAAUCCUACUGGGCCAGCCACCGGCACGGAUCGUGUGAAGAAGGGAGGAUCAUACAUGUGUCACAAGUCUUAUUGUUACAGAUACAGAUGUGCGGCCCGCAGUCAGAACACCCCCGACAGUUCAGCGUCCAACCUGGGCUUCCGCUGCGUGGUGAACCCAUCUUGAAUCGAGUUCUCCAUUCUUCAUCCUACGUAACACACAGGGGUGUCGCAGCAAAUUGUGGGCCCUAUGUACAAUCAGCUCCAAUGGACCCCCAGGCAUAUACCGUAGCUACAUAAAUCACACACUGUGUGGGCCCCCUAAAUACAUGGGACCCUGGUGACUCAGUCACACUUUACCCCCCUGUAGUACGACACCCCUGGUAACACAUGCAGCUCAUCCCUGCCUCCUGUGCCAGCCCAGAAAAGUCUUUUUAUGGGGCUGCAGCUGAUGUUACGCUGUCUCUGGGCACGGAAAGGGAACACUGUGUACAAGUUUACAUACAAACUGUGCCAAGAAGAGUCCUAAUUUGUUGAAAAAAUGAAAGCACUUAUGAUGUAUUGUGUCUCGUUUUGAUAGUGAUGCAAAGGGGACCAGAGUGGGGUCGGGUGUUCAUGAUCAUCGAACUGGAGUUUGGUAAGCAU
This is a messenger RNA of Engraulis encrasicolus (European anchovy), 1668 nucleotides long. RefSeq names its product sulfatase modifying factor 1 (gene sumf1). The transcript is spliced from 9 exons. Gene Ontology annotation, cellular component: endoplasmic reticulum. Lineage: Eukaryota; Metazoa; Chordata; Actinopteri; Clupeiformes; Engraulidae. The coding region runs from base 83 to 1210 and encodes 375 amino acids. The record is from RefSeq and is a predicted model, not a curated record.